Mastomys coucha (southern multimammate mouse) is the source of this 183-nucleotide messenger RNA. RefSeq names its product small integral membrane protein 3-like. The record is from RefSeq and is a predicted model, not a curated record. Bases 1 to 183 code for a protein of 60 amino acids. Lineage: Eukaryota; Metazoa; Chordata; Mammalia; Rodentia; Muridae. The transcript has a single exon.
AUGGAUGCUAUCAACCAAUCUCCUGUGGAUGUCCUGCUUCCCAAGCACAUCCUGGAUAUCUGGGCCAUAGUUCUCAUCAUACUGGCUACCAUUGUCAUCAUGACCUCCUUGUUCCUGUACCCGGCCACUGCUGUCAUCAUCUACCGAAUGCGGACUCACCCAGUCCUCAAUGGGGCUGUCUGA